Molecule: messenger RNA, 1460 nt
Organism: Hippoglossus stenolepis (Pacific halibut)
Lineage: Eukaryota; Metazoa; Chordata; Actinopteri; Pleuronectiformes; Pleuronectidae
Gene: pcna
Product: proliferating cell nuclear antigen
Exons: 6
Coding region: 219-1001 (260 amino acids)
Biological process (GO): translesion synthesis; mismatch repair; regulation of DNA replication
Cellular component (GO): PCNA complex
Molecular function (GO): DNA binding; DNA polymerase processivity factor activity
Source: RefSeq, a predicted model, not a curated record
AGAAUCAUUAAAAGCGGACGUUAGCGCGCGCUUGCAGCUCAAACCUCUGCAGUGAGUGUGUGUGUUUGUUUCCUGCUCAUCUGACAACACAAAGACUGAACUCCUCCACACACACACACACACACUCUACUUUAACCCACGUCCUCCAUCCUGACGCGAACAGCCACCUCUCUUGUUGAGUAAUCUACCCGGAGAAGAAGCACCGCCACACGGGAACCAUGUUCGAGGCUCGCCUGGUGCAGGGCUCCAUCCUGAAGAAGGUGCUGGAGGCUCUGAAGGACCUGAUCACCGAGGCCUGCUGGGACGUCAGCUCGUCCGGCAUCUCCCUGCAGAGCAUGGACUCCUCUCACGUGUCCCUGGUGCAGCUCACACUCCGGCACGACGGCUUCGACUCGUACCGCUGCGACAGGAACCUGGCGAUGGGGGUGAACCUCAGCAGUAUGUCAAAGAUCCUGAAGUGUGCUGGAAACGAGGACAUCAUCACCCUCCGAGCAGAAGACAAUGCAGACACACUCGCCCUCGUGUUUGAGACACUCAACCAGGAGAAAGUCUCAGAUUACGAGAUGAAGUUGAUGGACCUGGAUGUGGAGCAGCUGGGUAUUCCAGAGCAGGAGUACAGCUGCGUGGUGAAGAUGCCCUCCGGGGAGUUCGCCAGAAUCUGCAGAGAUCUCUCCCAGAUCGGCGACGCUGUCAUGAUCUCCUGUGCCAAGGAUGGAGUCAAGUUCUCCGCUUCAGGAGAGCUGGGAACAGGAAACGUCAAACUGUCCCAGACCAGCAAUGUAGACAAAGAGGAUGAAGCGGUGACCAUCGAGAUGAACGAGCCCGUCCAGCUGAUCUUUGCCCUCAACUACCUGAACUUCUUCACCAAGGCCACGCCGCUGUCCAAGACAGUCACCCUCAGCAUGUCCGCCGACAUCCCCCUGGUGGUGGAGUACAAGAUUGCCGAUAUGGGACAUGUCAAAUACUACCUGGCACCAAAGAUCGAUGAAGAGGCUUCAUAGGUUGUUUCUAAAAGCCCCAAAAAAGGAGAAUAGAAUAAAGCGGGCGACUGGGACUUGUCCUGUGUGACUGAAGGGCUCAGUGAUCACAUGGUGGUGGAGGAUCACUAAGAUUAAUGAGAUUCACAGCGGGAGGUUUAAUGUCAACCUUUCUAUAAACUGUCCGCUGUCCACUGUAUGAAUGAUGUCAUCUGUGAUGUGAUGAAGCGUCAGCGCUUUGAUUCUGAAGACGUGUUCGGAGCCACUGGCUGUUUUCAUUCCACACUGCCCCGGCGUAAAUUCAGCACUCAUUCACUCUGUCUAUUUUUGCCCGAUUUGGAAAAGCAGAUGUCACGUAUCCCAUUUUUCCUUGUAGAUAACGCAUUUGUAAAUAAUUUCUGUGGUUUCGCAAUGUCGAGUCGACCCCAAAUGUUUUUGUAUUCAUUGAUUCAGUCCAAAAUAAAUGAUUCAAGUUGUUUCCAA